AUGAGUACUUUCGAAUAUGUUGCCAAUUCUCCUCAAGUUAUCUUUGGAAAGGGCACAUUGGCCCAAAUACCAUCCCUAGUCGAAAAGCUCAGCAUUAAAUCAGUCAUGAUUCUCUCUACACCAGAGCAGACUGACAUUGCACAACGGGUAGCAGAAAUCCUAGGAACUGCUGCAGUAUCAACCUUCAGCGGCGCUACUAUGCAUACUCCGACACAUGUCACAGAGUCUGCUCUCUCGCAGGCUAAGGAAUCCCGAGUCGAGGGAAUUGUCUCCGUGGGUGGUGGAAGCACUAUCGGACUGGGCAAGGCCAUUGCCGUUCGUACAGGGCUCGUACAUAUUUGUAUCCCCACGACAUAUGCCGGGAGCGAGAUGACUCCUAUACUUGGUGAAACAGAAGACGGUCGAAAGGUGACAAGACGAGAUUCCAAGAUACUGCCAACCGCGGUGAUCUAUGAUGUGGAUCUCACUUUGACGCUUCCGGUCAAGAUGAGUGUGAAUAGCGGUAUCAAUGCAAUUGCCCACUCAAUCGAGGCACUCUACGCUAGUAACACUAACCCCAUCAUCAAUCUGAUGGCUUACGAGGGCAUAGAAUCACUAUGUGAAGCGCUGCCUGUCAUACAGACCGAUCCGAAGAACAAUGGUGCGAGAUACAAAGCCCUGUAUGGCGCUUGGCUCUGUGGGCUAUGCUUAGGCGCUGUUGAUAUGGCACUUCACCACAAGUUAUGCCACACAUUAGGCGGCUCGUUUAAUCUCCCUCAUGCCGAAACUCAUGUGGUAGUUUUGCCUCAUGCCGUGGCAUACAACGCACCCAGCACCCCGGAGGUCAUGGCGAAGCUCGCAGCCGUCCUCCCAGAGAGUGAUGGAAAUGUUGUUCGAGGCAUCAAUGCCCUCUACCGCCGGCUGGGCAUAGAACUGAGUCUGCAUAAGCUGGGAAUGCCGGAGGAGGGUAUCGAGAAAGCCGCUGAUAUCGCUGUUUCAAAUCCAUAUCGGAACCCACGCCCGCUAAAGCGAGAUGAUCUUCGAGAGCUGAUUAGGCGUGCAUGGAAAGGCGAAAAGGCAAUCCAGGAUCUUUAG
Fusarium sp. VM40 is the source of this 1074-nucleotide messenger RNA. Lineage: Eukaryota; Fungi; Ascomycota; Sordariomycetes; Hypocreales; Nectriaceae. The record is from the annotation of a GenBank genome assembly.